AUGAGCCAAGGUUCACCUGGGAAAAAUCAUGAACAGCCUGUCAGUAUUACUCAUACGGAGGAUGCUUCCUCUCAUCAGCAGGGGCCUGACAUUUUUCAAGAGCAAGGUAAUCCGUUAGAAGACCAUCCAAGCAUAAAGCGAAAGGCGAAGAAGAAGACAUGCCCGUACCAAGUGCACUCGUUGUUCAAAGGCUCGUUGGGAAUUACUCAUUAUAAACUGGAAGGUCCGGAGGAUGGAGAGUUGGUAAUUGGGUUUCACGGUUUGAACGGAACAAGAUCAACCUGGCAGGGCGCAGCGAAGGAUUUGAUUGCCAUUGGUUAUCAGGUCUUAACGUACGAUUUGUAUGGUCAUGGCCUGUCUUCGUGCCCGCCGUUCGAUGUGUUCGGGGGAUAUACAUAUACGCCCCAGUUCUUUGUGGACCAGUUGGAUGAGUUGUUAGUGCACUUGAAGCUGCAGGACCGCUCUUGCAGUUUGAUCGCCUUUAGUUUGGGAGCAUUGAUAGCAUGUUCGUUUGCGUGUAAGCACAUGAACUUGGUCUUGCGUCUGAUACUGGUGUCUCCGGCGGGUAUGUUGGAACAUCGUCCGCGUUCUAUAUCGGCAAUAAUGACGUGUGAGUGUUUAAUUCCAUGUUCUCCUUGCUGUGUGUGCCGAUGCUGUUUUAACCGCAAGUCCUUUAUGGAUCGUUGUUCGUCUGACGACUGUGCCUCCGGUGCUGCACAGGUCAUGUGGGAUCGGAUUAUGUGGAACCUCUUCGACAAGAGGGGUACAAUCCCUGCCUUUCUUGGCGCGGUCACUAGACUCCCCAUUUGGAACGGUCACGACAUUUAUCGCAAGCUGGGUCGAACGGGGAUCGCCAUCCUCUUACUCUGGGGCAGCACCGAUACCGUGGUCCCUGUUCACAUCGCCACCACCAUGCUCGAGGAACUCAAUAACUGUCACCUCAUAGUGUUCCCUGGUUGCACACACCUGUUACUCUCGGAACGAGCAAAUGAAUGCACUGCCCUCGUAGCCACCUUCCUCGAAUUCCCCAAAAACGCCAAACUAGACGACUUCCACUACCUCCUCCCUUUCACUGCCGAAGGCGAAUACAGACCUCCCCGGUCCAGAUGUCCGCCGUCAAUGAGACAGGAGGUUUUCUUCGACCUCAUCUCCUACCGACCCAAGCGGUGGUUCAAGGUGAGGUCACCCAAAACGAAUAGAUAG
Gregarina niphandrodes is the source of this 1203-nucleotide messenger RNA. Its product is annotated as putative alpha/beta hydrolase. The transcript has 2 exons. The coding region runs from base 1 to 1203 and encodes 400 amino acids. The record is from RefSeq and is a predicted model, not a curated record. Lineage: Eukaryota; Apicomplexa; Conoidasida; Eugregarinorida; Gregarinidae.